CGCUUUUGAGAUCUUUCCCAUAUGUGCCAUAGCACAUCAUCGUUGAAUGUCGUAACCUAUCCAUCCUUUACCAAGCUCCCAAGUAGAUAACGGCCAACCCCAACUACAUCGACGACAUUUAGCCAUCUACAAAAUAGCAUUGAAGAAUUUAUUGGAAUCGGUUAUCAGCACGACCCUUUGACAACCCGAAGUCAUGGUUUCAAGAUGGACAUACAUCACGCUGACGAUGUUGCUGUGUGUGGAGUUAGGGGAGUCACGGACGUUUCGAGCCGCAGUUCUUGAACACGCCUUGCACCUUCCUAACAGGACCUUUGUCGUAUCCAGACAACAAGCGUUGGCUUAUGUUGAACCUAAUUUGGCCGAAUUCGAGCGUCAAGCCGCAAUCGCCCGAACACAGAAUGUUGAUAUUCUGGUCACUCCAGAGGAUGGAAUCUACGGCAUGGGUUACAAGAGGACAACACUGAGGCCUUAUCUGGAAACCAUUCCUGACCCAAAGCAGGUGACAUGGAACCCGUGCACGGCCUCCGCAGACAUACCCAACGUUGACGUCCAACGACGUCUCAGCUGCCUCGCACGUGACAAUGCCCUCUACCUGGUAGCAAACUACGGCGAUAUCCAACCCUGCUCCGUCCGGAACGACUCCAACUGCCCCUCUGAUGGUCACUACCAACACAACACAAACAUUGUGUUCGACCCUAACGGUACACUCAUUGCUAGGUACCACAAAAAGCACCUUUUUUUCGAAUACCAAUUUGACGAACCAUCUGAAGCCAAAAAUAUCGUGUUUGAAACGCCGUUUGGCAAAUUUGGCGUGUUCACCUGCUUUGAUAUUAUGUUCGAGAAGCCAGCUGUUUCCCUCAUUGACGACCUCGGCGUUGGCAACAUCGUGUUCCCCACAGCGUGGAUGGAUGCUCUACCUUUCUUAGCUGCAGUGGAGUUCCAUUCAGCCUUCGCCAUGGGGAUGGGUGUGAACUUCCUGGCCGCAAACAUCCAUCGGCCCGAGUAUAGGUUUCACGGCAGCGGCAUUUACACACCAGACGGCGCUGCGGUAUACUAUUACAACGACACUGUCGGCUCUGGAGGUGGAAAACUCCUAAUUGCGGACAUUGAGGUUCUGGAUAAACCUACACGUCGCCUUGCCAACGAUCAAACCAAACCAGAUUCGAGGAUGCUCAGCGUGGACCAGUUUGAAUUUAAGUCCUACGCUUUCAAUGAUUUGUUUAACUUUGUUUCCCUUCGAGAUUCUCACGCUGACGAAAUCAAGGUUUGCCAUAACGCUCUCUGUUGCCACGCUAAGUACACGGCCAACAUCCAUGAAGGUGACAGGUAUGCACUUGGCGCAUUUGAUGGCCUACACACAUACGAGGGGCAAUAUUACCUUCAAAUAUGCACAAUGCUUAAAUGUGCCAAUUCGUCUUAUUCAAGCUGCGGCUCACCAACAUUAGAUGCCAGGUCCAUCUUCUCCAACAUUAACAUAUGGGGCACAUUCAACACACCCUACCUCUUCCCGGAAGUGCUGAUGUCAGACAGCGGAAGUCUCGCCCUUGCGCAGACGCAGUUGAGCUUCAAGAACGGCACUCUCGACACCAAGAAUCCCUUGGAUCUCUCGCUGUUGUCUGCAACGGUGUUCGGUCGGAAAUACAGCUGGGACGACGGCAACGUCUACUACAUGCCGUCUGGUAGCUACAGCCACGACAGCUGUCUCCUGGCCCUCCUCUUGUGCCUCUUGUGCCUUUUGUGA
Molecule: messenger RNA, 1741 nt
Organism: Haliotis rubra (blacklip abalone)
Lineage: Eukaryota; Metazoa; Mollusca; Gastropoda; Lepetellida; Haliotidae
Product: pantetheinase-like
Exons: 2
Coding region: 194-1741 (515 amino acids)
Molecular function (GO): hydrolase activity, acting on carbon-nitrogen (but not peptide) bonds, in linear amides
Source: RefSeq, a predicted model, not a curated record